Lampris incognitus (smalleye Pacific opah) is the source of this 2949-nucleotide messenger RNA. RefSeq names its product abhydrolase domain containing 13 (gene abhd13). The coding region runs from base 213 to 1268 and encodes 351 amino acids. The record is from RefSeq and is a predicted model, not a curated record. Lineage: Eukaryota; Metazoa; Chordata; Actinopteri; Lampriformes; Lampridae. The transcript is spliced from 2 exons. Gene Ontology annotation, cellular component: membrane. Gene Ontology annotation, molecular function: palmitoyl-(protein) hydrolase activity.
UGGUGGCUAGCUUCACCGGUUUUCGCUGUCAGUCACCCGCUGCUUAAUUUGGUCGCACGUCACUCAGUUUGUACUCGAUGUAAAUUGGAGGCUCCUGCGGACCUGCACGAUAGCGACCCUGCGGCGUGUCCAACUAUUUUUGGCGUUUUAAUUAAACCGCUAAAAUGAGAGAGGGAGUGUGUGUGGUGUGAUCCAGCCUUCGGUCUGUAGCCAUGGAGAAGCCCUGGAGGCUGUGGGGGGCAGUGGAGCGUUGUGUCCUGACUCUAGCCUCCUGGUCCUGGGGUGCCUGUCGCAUCUCCCUCCUGGCCCUUAUCCUUACCUUCCAUCUCUAUGGAGGAUUCUUUCUCCUGGCUCUUAUCUUAGCCUCUGUUGCUGGCAUCCUUUACAAGUUCCAGGAUGUGCUCCUCUACUUUCCAGACCAGCCCUCCUCCUCUCGCCUCUAUGUUCCCAUGCCAACAGGGAUUCCACAUGAGAAUGUGUACAUUCGCACCAAGGAUGGUGUGAAACUCAACCUUAUUCUGCUCCGCUACACUGGAGGAGACACCCCUCCGGGGGUUACCCCUGGAAAUCAAACCGGCCCCCCCUCCUCUGCCCCGCCCACCAUCCUUUAUUUCCAUGGUAAUGCAGGCAAUAUUGGGCACAGAGUACCCAAUGCACUGCUAAUGCUGGUCAAUCUGAAAGCCAAUGUGGUGCUGGUGGACUAUCGUGGCUAUGGGAAGAGCGAGGGAGAGCCAAGUGAGCAUGGGCUAUACUUGGAUGCUGAGGCUACACUGGACUAUGUCAUGACCCGGCCUGACCUGGACAAGACCAAGGUGGUGCUAUUUGGCCGCUCAUUAGGGGGUGCUGUGGCUGUGCGUCUGGCCUCAGUCAACCCCCAUCGCGUAGCAGCCAUUAUUGUAGAAAACACCUUUCUCAGCAUCCCCCACAUGGCAGCCACACUCUUCUCCUUUAUGCCCAUGCGCCUUCUGCCUCUAUGGUGCUACAGGAACCAGUUUCUGUCCUACCGGCAGGUGGUACAGUGUCGCAUGCCCUCUCUAUUUGUGUCGGGUCUUUCGGACCAGCUCAUCCCCCCAGUAAUGAUGAAACAACUCUAUGAGCUGUCGCCCGCACGGACUAAACGCCUGGCAAUCUUCCCAGAGGGGACACACAACGACACCUGGCAGUGCCAGGGCUACUUCGCUGCCCUGGAGCAGUUUAUUAAAGACCUGCUAAAGAGCCAUGCUCGAGAGGAGAGUGCCCAAUCCUCUGCCAGUGUCACCAUCAUCUAAAACAAGUCGAGAAAAGACUUGAGUAGAUUAUGGGAUGCAGGGACUGAAGGCUUAUGGAAGGCUACCAUUAGUUGUAUUAACUUAAGAGAUUUUUGGACAGAAUGUACACUUUUGUGCUUUUUUCUGUUUUUUCUUUGGGGGUUUUUUAUUCACUUUUUUACUUGUCUGUAAAAGUAUCAUAUUGAAAGAAAAAAAAAAGGACUGGUUUAAUUUGAUUUUUUUGGAGGCUGUGUGGCAGGGAGAGGAUGACAUUGCCUUUGUAUGUCCUUUAGUGUUACAGCUAUGAAUGCAUCUAUUUAUGGCCUUUUAUGAAUGAUGCAAAAACACGUGCUCAUACUGCAAGACAGCCGAUGUAGACGUUAUAUCGAAAGCAAUUGAACUACAAUAACAUUUUCACCUGUAACAAAGAAAUGAGGACCUGCAGUAUUUCACUGAUAAGAUGUUGCUAAUGAAAUUUGAAAUUCAGCACGUGUUUUAUCUAAUAUGUUUGAAACCAAACCAUGAUUAAAGGUGUUGUUGUUUUGUUUUGUUUCCCCCCCCCCCCCCAAGCAAAAUGCACUGUCAUGUUCAAGAUUGAGUGUUUCAGGUGACGUUAACGGAGCAUCAGAUGUUUUGUUGGUGUGUGUGUUUAUAGGGUUAGUGAGUGGGAUGCGUACUUGAGUGCUUGCAAGAGCUGGCUUGGCUUGUCAUCACAGUAGAUUGAUUCCUGUUUUACCUCCUAGCAAGUGUUAUUGGACUUCCAGAAUUUUUGGCUAUGAAAACAGCGUAGUUUGGUUGGAGAAUGUGCUGUUAAAUCAAUUUUAAGUCAGACAAAGGAAGUGCUAUCUUCGAUAAAAUGAUAAGUGGGAUUAAGGUUGUUUGACGCACAUCCCCACAUCAUAAAAAUGCAACUUCAUUGAUUGAUUAAAUUAUGGGUUUCAGAUUUAAUUCGAGCUGUUUUACUGGAAGAAUAAAGAUAAGAUGUUCUGCCGAUCCACUUACCAAACACAACUGGCCAACUAGCUCAUCUUCACUCUUGUUUUGGGCUGAAAUUACUGUCAGCCCUAAAUGUUUUGGGCACUGUGCAUUUUCACCACAUGUCUGUAUUUGAGGAUUUGAAUCUGAGCUGUUUUUUUUUCACCUGAAACUAGGGAAUAUUCCUUAUCUAUGGCCAUCGGCGUUGUAAUUGUUAAGUCGAGGAGGCGAGGUUCUCGCCUCACCCCGUGCUCAUGUGGUGAAAUGGCUUUACUCUCUUGGAGGGCUUUAAACGAGCUAAUUAACCUUUCCUGCGUGUCUUCCAGGGAACGAAGCCAAGCAAGAGGAACAAAACAAUGUCCUCUUCCUGCUCUCGUUCCCUAAAUGCAGUACAAUGCACUGCAGUGGUAUCAAAGCCAUUCAAACAGACUCGACAGAGAUUUGCUUACAUCAGCCAUAUUUGAUAUUGUAUGCUAAUCAAAAAUCCAACAAACAACAAAAGACCAAAUCUGUUUCUGUUCGACAAGCUAGUACAUGAAUGUACAGUGUGCAUAUUAAUCAACCAGUGUGCUUUACGAGAAAUAAUGUAUACAUUGUCCUUUUUCUCUCCCUUUUUCUUCGUUUGCUUUAUUUAGUUGUGGAAACUUGGGUUUUGUUUUUGUUUCUUUUUCAACAGCAGCUCACUGGAUUUCAUCUAUUUGUACAAUACCAAAUACAUAGAGUCAAG